This is a messenger RNA of Phoenix dactylifera (date palm), 2240 nucleotides long. Its product is annotated as O-fucosyltransferase 9-like. The record is from RefSeq and is a predicted model, not a curated record. NCBI's taxonomy places the organism in Eukaryota, Viridiplantae, Streptophyta, Magnoliopsida, Arecales, Arecaceae.
UUCUUUCCUUUUUUGCCUCCCUUCGUCCCUCUCCUUCCCCCAGCCUCCUUUUCCCGUUCGUUAGAAAGAAGGAAAGAAAGGAAGCAAUAAAGAUUUCUAAAAUCUAAAUCCACAUACUUCUUCACCGCUGGCUUCGACACUUAAAAGCUCUGCCCUCCCCUCAACCCGACCGCUGGAGCGCGCCUCGAGUCGCGUCCUCCGCCAUUAAUUCCUUCUUUAAUUCUUCUCUCCCCUCCUCUCUUUCUCCCCUGGCCUUGAAAUGAUCACGAAGGAGAGACCUUUCGCGAGAUCUAGGGGGCUGCGACGGUGAUGAUGAACGGCAAGAGGACGAACGGGAGCAGGCCGCCGUCGCCGGCGUCGUCGCCGAGGACGGGGCGGCGGGGCGGCAGGAAGGGGUGGCUGGCGCGGCCGAAGGCGCCGGGGGUGGAACGUUUGCUCCGCGCGGUGCUGGCCGCGCUGCUCCGGAGGAGGGGGAUCCUGUUGCUGGCACCGCUUCUGUACGUGUCGGCCAUGCUGGUCUUCAUUGGCAGAUGGAAUCUUGAUUCCACUCCGGUGAGGGUCGGGAUGCCGGUGCUCCGCCGGCGGCCGCCGCCGGGGGCUGCGUACAGGAGCCCCCAGGUGUUCGAGAGGUUGUGGCCCUUCAUGCAGGCCGACGUCAACCACUCUAAUGCGUUGAUGACAGCUUGGCAUCAAAAAGAACGCCAGAGGUGGAAGCCAUGUAUCAACAAGAGGUUAUCUCAUGCAGAAUUGCCGCCUUCAAAUGGCUUCCUCAUAAUUGAAGCAAAUGGUGGGCUAAAUCAGCAACGUCUUUCGAUAAGUGAUGCAGUUGCUGUGGCAGGUUUACUGAAUGCCACACUUGUGAUCCCAAUUUUUCAUUUGAACAGUGUUUGGCGUGAUUCCAGCAAGUUUCGGGAAAUCUUUGAUGAAGAGUACUUCAUUGAGACACUCAAGAAUCAUGUAAGAGUGGUCAAAGAACUACCACAAGAUAUGCUGAAGCGCUUUGAUUACAAUAUCAGCAACAUUGUGAACAUGAGAACUAAGGCCUUAUCAUCAAAAACCUAUUAUUUGCAGAAGGUCCUUCCCAAAUUACUAGAAUUGGGGGCUGUACGUAUAGCACCAUUCUCGAAUAGGUUGGCUCACUCAGUUUCAUCCAAUAUCCAAGGGCUGAGAUGUUUGACCAAUUAUGAAGCAUUACGGUUUUCUCAACCUAUAAGACUUCUUGCUGAAAAUAUGGUUGAUCGGAUGGUGAAAAAUAGCUCCAUGAGUGGUGGGAAGUAUGUUUCAGUGCAUCUUCGGUUUGAAGAGGAUAUGGUAGCCUUUUCAUGCUGUACUUAUGAUGGUGGCAAGGAAGAGAAACGUGAAAUGGAUAUUGCUCGUGAAAGGAGUUGGAGGGGGAAGUUUAGGAGACAUGGUCGAAAGAUAAACCCAGAGGCUAAUCGAAUGGAUGGAAGAUGCCCUUUAACCCCAUUAGAGGUUGGGAUGAUGCUUCGAGGCAUGGGAUUUGACAAUACCACAUCAGUUUAUGUUGCUUCUGGUAAAAUUUAUAAUGCAAAAAAAUAUAUGGAUCCUCUCCGUCAGUUAUUCCCACGUUUAGAGACAAAGGAUACUCUAGCCUCCGCUGAAGAACUUGCACCAUUUAAGGGUCAUUCAUCUCGUUUGGCAGCAUUGGAUUACACCGUGUGUGCUCACAGCGAAGUAUUCGUGACAACUCAAGGGGGUAACUUUCCCCACUUUAUGAUGGGGCACAGGCGUUAUCUUUAUGAAGGACAUUCAAAGACAAUAAAGCCUGACAAAAGGAGAUUAGUGUUAUCAUUUGACAACCCUAACAUAAGAUGGGAUAGGUUCGAGCGUAACAUGCAGGAAAUGCUUCAUUACAGUGACUUGAAGGGCGUUGCAUUGAGGAAAUCCAAUGCAACUCUGUACACUUUCCCCAUGCCUGACUGCAUGUGCCCACAAUCAGAAGCAUGAGUUUGUAGAUGGCAUACACUAUAAGUCAUUGGUGAAUUAUAUGUUCAUACAUGUAAGUAAACGCGCAUUAACAAUCAUUCAAUUAUAUUGGAAAUUCAUUCAAUUCUUGUUAGGUCCGGGAGAGAGAUCAUAAUUUUGCAGAUUAUAUACCAAUUCCUAAUGCCUUAUGUAAAUUGAUACAUGUAUUCAUUGUAUAUGGAACAAAAACAGCUUACUAUAAGAUUUUUUGAAAUAUUAACCCUUCUGCAUAGGGUUAGCACUUUAUCUUAUCA